This is a messenger RNA of Rangifer tarandus platyrhynchus (Svalbard reindeer), 360 nucleotides long. Lineage: Eukaryota; Metazoa; Chordata; Mammalia; Artiodactyla; Cervidae. The record is from the annotation of a GenBank genome assembly.
AUGCCUUUACCCAAACACCCGCCCUCACCCAGACAGGCUGCCCUCACCCAGAAACAUGCUGCCCUCACCCAGACACGCUGCCCUCACCAGACGCCCUGCCCUCACCCAGACAUGCUGCCCUCACCCAGGCACACCAGGCACAUGUCCUGCCACAGCGCCUUCCCCGGGCACCACAUGUGUGACUGUGUUCAUGGAUUUGUGUGGCUGAACCCAUCGGCCUUUUCUCUCCUGGCUCCUGAGCCCCGUUUCCUGGUCACAUCCCCGUGUCCCCUGGUGAUCCUCACAGCCCUGGGUCCAGGAGCCUCAGCUGCCCCACCACCCGGGAGAACGGGGCCUGUUGCUCACCUGAGCCCACCAUGA